Anneissia japonica is the source of this 1404-nucleotide messenger RNA. RefSeq lists its product as uncharacterized. Lineage: Eukaryota; Metazoa; Echinodermata; Crinoidea; Comatulida; Comatulidae. The record is from RefSeq and is a predicted model, not a curated record. Gene Ontology annotation, molecular function: nucleic acid binding. The transcript has a single exon. Bases 1 to 1404 code for a protein of 467 amino acids.
AUGAAGGCAGUACGCAUGAUCAAGGACCUGUCCAACCUCUGUCUUGAUGGGGGUUUCCGUUUAACCAAAUGGCUGUCCAAUGAUAAAGAAGUGUUAAACACAGUUCCUGAAGCAGAAAGAGCACCGGAACUGAAGUCUUUGGAUUUAAAUAACGAUGACUUGCCAACAGGUAGAACCCUGGGAGUACAAUGGUCACCUCAACUGGACACACUAAGCUUUAACAUAGCAGCCGCCGAAAGGAAUUACACAAGAAGGGGAAUCUUGUCUAUUACCUGCUCGGUCUUUGAUCCAUUGGGAUUGGUGGCCCCUUUCAUUCUCCCAGCAAAAAUGCUACUACAAGAUCUCUGUCGGCAAGGCCUAGGUUGGGACGAACUCAUUGAUGAUUUCUCAAUGCAGCGAUGGAGGAUAUGGUUAGAGGAGCUAAAGAGGCUCAAAGAAUGGAGUAUGCCGAGGUGUUAUAAGUCAAAUCUAUCCUCAAAUAUAAUAAGUAGACAGCUCCAUGUAUUUUCGGACGCGAGCGAGAAGGGGUAUGGCAUGUGCGCCUAUUUGAAGCAGGAAGCCCAAGAGGGAACAAUACAAGUUUCCCUUGUCUUAGCAAGAAGUAGAGUGGCUCCUUUGAAAUAUGUAUCUAUCCCUCGAAUGGAGUUGACUGCAGCAGUUAUGGCAGCCCGUCUCACAGAUUCUAUAUUACGUGAGUUGAAUAUCAAGGAAGUUUGUUACUGGACAGACAGCCAGACUGUUCUUAAGUAUUUACAGAGUGAUACCAGAAGAUUUAAAAUGUUCGUAGCUAAUCGUGUUUCUACUUUAUUGGACUUGACCAAAGUUUCACAAUGGAGAUACGUCAGAACGGCUGACAACCCAGCCGAUGAAGCCUCUAGAGGCCAAUGUAUUGAUGAUUUCUUGCGAAAUAAGCGAUGGAUCAAUGGGCCUGAUUUUCUUGAUCAACAUGUUGAGCAGCACAUAAACCCACAGGAAUGUUUGGUUGAAAUUGAUGAGAAUGACCCAGAAGUCAAGAAGGUUUCCAAUGUGGUUGUAACCAAAAACCAGUGCUGUUUCCUAGACGGAUUGAUCUCCAGAUGCUCAAGCUUCAUGAAGCUGAGGAAUGUAGUGGGUCUAGUUUUAAAGUUUGUCGGAGGAGCAAGAAAGAAUCAAUCAAAGAGCAAUGAUGUUGAUCAAUUGGAGGCCGCAGAGAGGUUCAUUAUAGUUCAUGAACAACAGAAACAUUUUGCGGCGGAGUUAACUGCCUUGAAGAAUGGGGAGAAGAAAUUGAUAACUGCCGUAAUGAAAGCUAGUCCCUUGCGUAAGCUGGACCCUAUGCUGGUAGAUGGAGUUAUCGUAGUUGGGGGAAGACUGAGAAGAGCAGCCCUCCCAGACAGAAUGAAGCAUCAGAUAAUAAAGAUCUGA